Protopolystoma xenopodis is the source of this 1080-nucleotide messenger RNA. The record is from the annotation of a GenBank genome assembly. NCBI's taxonomy places the organism in Eukaryota, Metazoa, Platyhelminthes, Monogenea, Polystomatidea, Polystomatidae.
UGCGUCAACAUCAAGCGGCAUGACCUGAUUAAGAUAGACCAAACAGGAGUGUUUCACACGUCCCGAGUAAUGAGCAUAGGCCCUCCAAUCCGGCCUGCCAACUGGCCAAGUUUGCCGGUUAGUCUGACACAGUGUAAAUGCACGGUGGACAACAGACAUACACAUACUCUGCUCAGACAUACACAAACGAACGGUAGCAGAUGGGUGAACUCACACGACAUGUAUCAUGUGGCCAAGGCCAGCAGCACACCCCGAAUUGGCUCGAGGGGAAGGGCAGUCAGAGUGUCGGUGUUGCUGCCGCUACCGGCUGCGUCUGAUUGGCUUCACAAAGGCCUCUGGACAGGCUACAGGAAGCUGGAGAUCAUCGUGCGCAUCUUGUAUAAUUCGCCUGGAGCGCACUGUACGACCGCAAGUCCACUUGUAUCUCUGCGUCUUAGUGCUGCCCUCUGGCUCCUGCCUCGGUACAGGUACGAGAAUCACGUCUUGACGACGUCAAACGACCGCAUUCACGGGGCCUCGAGAGAACUAUAUAAUACCGUCCUGACGCAUUCACUCUCCGCAUAUCGCCAAAGCCUAGAGAUUGCGCCACAUCAAUUGGUUGCCCAGGUCCUGUCCAGCCAUCCGGCAACGUUCCCGCUGCCAAUGCACCACAUCUCCGGACUCGACCAAAGUCAUCUGGACCAGACAGGCCUGACGGGAUUCACGCCCUGGCAUUCCAGUCUGCCGAGUUUGAUGCAACAUCUCUAUCCGCUUUUGGCAGCGGCGGCCGCCGCAAAUGGAGCCGGUCCCUCUGGCCUCGAGACGAAUGAGAAUGGGAUUAGAUCUUGGCCAGUUGGACUGUCCGGGGUCGACCAACUGAGCAGUGGAUUGAAUGACUUGACACCAUACGCAAAAAACGUGUCGUCAGGACGACUGCCUGGAGAUUGGCAUGCGGCGAGGUUCGGACAUGGAGCAACUGGAUGCGAUGACUUCGCGCCCGAGGUUCAUACCCAGCCGCGUAUCUACACCAGCAGUAGCGGACAAAGGUCAAAACCCGCUCGACUUCGAGAUGAAUCCAAGUCCAAUUCGACCGGUAGGUGA